UUAGCGCGCGCAGUUCUUAGCAAGAAGCGCGCGCACGAAGACACAGAGAAAACGCAGAGAAACGAAUUUGCGAGUGAACGUUUAUUUUAUUUAAAAUUAAUUUUGCAAAAAUUAAGGAAAAGUGAAUGUUUUAGUGCCAUUUUAGAGUGAAAAAUCCGUGGUAUGUCUGUGAAUUUUCGUGUCAUUUGGAUUUAAUCAACUUUGCCGUGUAAAUUGGUGCUGCAGGUGAAUAGCUUCGGGGGAAAAGACGCGCGUGCAUAUUUUUUUUUCUGGGCGGCAUCAUGAACACCGUGCCAAAGAGUCGAUUCCACAGAACACAGAGCAAGGUGUGGUGGGCAAGUGAGCCACCGUCAAUUUACGACAUUAUCAGUCAUCAUCCACGGGACAAUGUUUCCCCAAAUACAAGCACUGAAGAACGCCAUGGUAGCCCUCAGAGCCACAAGAGCCAAGAUUCGGGCUUCUCAGAUGCAGACACCACAAAUGGGAGGAAUUGCUUGGAAUCACCCGAAAACUCACCACGAAGCAAGUUGACACCGAAAAAGGAUGUAAACUCCCAGAUUAACGAGCACAUCAAUCUCUCGAGAACACCAUCAUCCACCGAGAGUGAGAGGAAGACACCACCAACAGUGAUACGGAGAAAUGUCUGUGAAUACAGCAAAGUGCCACCCAUGAGGCGAAUUUCCUUUUCAGCAUCAGAGGAUGAGGGCGACAGCAUAAGGAGCAAAAAGAACACAAGUCUCGUGCGCGGGAGGAUUGUACAAAAAACACCCAGUCGGAAUCUCAUCGGGUACCUUUCACCAGUGACAAAGUCUCCAGGCGAUGAUUCUUCCGUCACCCAUGCCCCUGUCUCUAGUCAAUCACCACGAAAUUUUCCACCUGGAAGCACUUCAACCCCCAACGGUAGCCCAAGUGGCACGUUUCAGUAUCCGCUUGUGAUGGAGAGGAAGCAUGAUAGCCCUCAUAUUGCGGGGCAUUCGUAUUCCGUGGAACAUUGGUUGGAAAAUCUUCGCACCGAGUACAGCCAUGAGGUGCUAUCUACCCUCCAGAGUAAAUCCAUCGCAGCGGAAGUAACUAAAGCUAUGAAAAUGAAUGCCACCCUCGCUGCCAGGCUCAUCCGACAUCUUCAAACUAAGGCCAUGGACUUGGAGAGUGCUUUUGUAAAGGUUGAGACACUUCUUUGUGGGGAAGGUGGAUGCGAGAGUUUGCCAGAGUGUAUGAGUUCUCUUGCUGACGAUGUCUCCGCCUUUAUGAAAUACCUUGAACGGAAGGUGUCGGUGAAGGUGAAAGAUUUGGAUGAUUCAAUUGUGAAUAAUCGCGACAUGGUGGCAGAUUUGCGGAAUGCUCUACCGAAUAUUGAGGAAUUUGAAGCAGAAUCUCUGCUGGAAGACAUCCACCUUUUGAAGCGAUGUGUCCUGAUAACGGUGCGAAAGGUGUUUGAGAGCCUUCUCAAGAUUGUCGUGGCAAGCAUUGAAGAUAGUCGGAAUGAUUUGAUUUUGAGAGCAAAUCUCUGGACCAUUUCGAUGCUGUCGAAUUUUGAAUAUCGCGGAUUUGCAUCCCUUAAUCCUGCUUUCGAAGUCUGCGAUACGGUGCGGGUGCUGCUGCUGGUGGUUGUGGAAUCAAUUUUCCCCUCAAUUAGAGCUCUUGCCUUGAGAGCUUUGGCCAGUGUGUGCUCCACAGAGGUCACCAUCCGGCAACUGGAGCAAGCAGGAGGAGUGGAAAUUCUGGCUGAAGUUAUUGGGCAACGUGGCGUCAAGCGCACAGAACCCGAACUCCGUGAGGCUGUUUCCGUAUUGGCGCAAAUUACUGCACCCUGGCAUGGGGAAAAUCACAAAAUCCGGGAUCUCCAGGAAUGUCUGGAGCUAAUGGUCGAAAAUAUAACAGACCUCGCAUGCUGGACAAAGUGCUGCCAGACACUUCUUCUAUGCACAGCAUGUUUGAAUAAUUUAUCUCGCCUCGAAGCCACAUCCAUCUACUCCCUCAUGGCUCAUGAAUCAAUUGGCAAAGUUAGGAGGGCCAUUGAAAGUCGUGGACCAUCUGUUUCCAUCUUUUUACACGAGCAAAUGACGGGCAUAAUGCUGAAUAUGGUGGCAAAUAAAAAAUGUCACUACCAUCUAUCGAAUCCCGCUAUUAUUAAUUUUCUCGGGCGCGUAUUCCAUUCGCGCUUCUACACAAAACUUCCGACACGUGCAGAAACGCUGGCACAGAGGCGUACAGUGAAGAAUAUCCUUCAUACGCUGUCGCGGCUUAUUCAUGAAUCGAGCUUAGGCGUGGAAAUUCUGCGGAAAAAUGUUGUCCCGAUUUUUUCGGAUAUCAACAAUACAAGCACCGCUGGGGAGUUUGAGCGCGACAUUUCAUUUCUCAGUCGUAAGCUGAAUGAAAGCCUGGGGCACAAAAAUUCAACGGGAAGUGACGACAUAGCAGCAGAAACCACAUUAUCGCUCAAUUCGUCGACCGUGUAUCACUGUCGAAAGCAAGAGAGUUACGUUUAAUUAGAGUGAGAGCUUUUUUUCUCUUCGUAUUGUUGUACAUUAUUUCGAUGUAAUUAUGAGUAUUUGUAAUAUUGUAAAUAUAUAUCUACAGAAUAUAUAUUUUAUCUUUAU
Molecule: messenger RNA, 2600 nt
Organism: Lutzomyia longipalpis
Lineage: Eukaryota; Metazoa; Arthropoda; Insecta; Diptera; Psychodidae
Gene: insc
Exons: 5
Coding region: 282-2489 (735 amino acids)
Biological process (GO): asymmetric cell division; establishment of mitotic spindle orientation; regulation of asymmetric cell division
Cellular component (GO): apical cortex
Molecular function (GO): cytoskeletal adaptor activity
Source: RefSeq, a predicted model, not a curated record